CAUGAAGGACUGCGAGUACCGGCAGAUCCCCCCGGGCACCCCGGCCGCGCCGCCCUCUUCGGCCGAGCCUCCCCGGGCAGCCUCCCUGCCGCUCCCCGCCGCCGCCCCGCCGGACCGCCAGCGCCGCAAAUGGGAGGUCUUCCCCGGGCGCAACCGCUUCUACUGCGGCGGCCGCCUCAUGCUGGCGCGGCACGGCGGCGUCUUCCUGCUCACGCUCGGCCUGGUCGUGCUCACCAGCGGCCUCUUCUUCGCCUUCGACUGCCCCUUCCUGGCUCGUAACCUGACCGUGGCCAUUCCUAUCAUUGCUGGCAUACUGUUCUUCUUUGUCAUCAGCUGUUUACUGCAGACCAGCUUCAGGGACCCUGGUAUCCUGCCUAGAGCCACCCCCAGUGAAGCUGCAGAUCUGGAGAAAUGGAUCGACAACCUGGGCACCUCCACUUAUCGGCCACCUGCCCGCACUAUGGAAGUUGUUAUAAACAAAUACAUGGUGAAGUUGAAAUACUGUUACACUUGCAAAAUGUUCCGUCCUCCCAGGACAUCCCAUUGCAGUGUUUGUGACAACUGUGUAGAGCGGUUUGAUCACCAUUGCCCUUGGGUGGGUAACUGUGUAGGGAAGCGCAACUAUCGAUACUUCUAUGCCUUCAUCCUCUCUCUCUCCUUCCUGACUGCGUUCAUCUUUGCCUGUGUUAUCACUCAUCUUACCCUACGUUCCCAGGGAAGUGAUUUUAUCACUGCUUUGAAAGCAACACCAGCCAGUGUGUUGGAACUGGUGAUCUGCUUUUUCUCAGUCUGGUCUAUAUUUGGCCUCUCAGGGUUUCACACUUAUUUAGUUGCCUCCAACUUGACAACCAAUGAAGAUCUGAAAGGGGCAUGGUCAAAUAAGGGAGGCUCUGAUUUUGCCAAUCCCUACAGCCAUAAAAGCGUCCUCACCAACUGCUGUGCAGUGCUCUGUGGACCAUUCUAUCCCAGUUUAAUAGACAGAAGAGGAUUUAUCGAGGCAGAUGCUGGGACCCCAUCCACUCCUAAGAGCGAAAUCCCUUCCUUUGGAACAAAAUCCGAUGCCAGCAUGGUAUGAUCCAUCCCUUAGCAGAGAUGCCACGUAGUGCUGUGCCUAUGUCUACCUCCGGCUGGUGCCUCUCUUCCAUUUACCAUUUUCUGAGUUCCAAACAAGGGAGCUUGUUGGGGUGGAGCUUCCAAUUUGCCCGUUUUCAAACCACAUGCCAUCAUUUCUUGCAUUGAGACAGAGAUAUUGUCAUUUGGUUUCUUUUUUAAUACAUUGGGACUUAUCUGGACAUCGUGGACUGCUGCAGUUAAGCCUCUAGAUGGACAUUACUGGCCACUUAUAGGAAAGGGGGGGGGGGUUGAUGCUGUUUGGAGCAGAGAGAGCCAUGCGCUGGGUGAAGCCAGCCCAUUCUUGAAAGCCUGUUCCAGUAACCUGUUGGGCUAUCUGCACAAAUUAGUUGAGCGGAACAUAGUCACUUGCAAAUGGAUUUGGUACGGGGGGAGUAGAGGAGCAAUCACACCACCUCCUGAACAGCACUUCAGAGCGGGUUUUUUUUUUUAAUGGUUUCUCAUCCAUGGAGGGUGGAUGUCUUAAAAGUUAUGUAUUUUCCUGCAGUCCUGAGUGAGCACUGCAAAGGUUAUUUGGCGCUUGGCGGAGCCGUAAAGAAGAUUAGAGCACUGUUUAAGGACGUGGCACUCUUUGCCCUAGUAGCAAGCGUGGCUGACGCCUCUCCUGUUUCCACUAGUGGAGGGAAGAAAGUUGCAAAGAGUAGAGGAUUCCUUAGAACGAUCAUGUGAAGAGAUGUGGGUCUGCUUCAGAUCAUGUGCACUCUGAGGACUGACCCAGAUUAGGCCUUGUUGGUUUCAGCUGAUGAAUCAGGCCUCCGGCAAGAAAGGGAACGCAGACCAGUGAAAUUCCCUGGCUAAUAGUUAGAAGAAAAUUAAGCAAAGCAAUUUACAGUUCUUAAAUGAUGUGAAGGAGAUAAGAGAUCAUUACUUUGUGCAUAUGGAUAGCAAAGCGACCAUCUUUGUAGGGGAGAACUGUUGCCUAAAGGGUUUGUUUAAGGAAGAAUUCAGGGGGACCCUGACCCAGAUAGGCUAUCCAAAACUGUUCUCUCUAGGAAACAGAGACCAUAGUCUGGCUUCUUCAUCUAUUGCCUGAAGAGGCAGGGAUUGGGUUUCUUAGUGUUGAAAUGCCUCUUGCCAUUCCUCCCAUCCUCUUCUGUAGGCCCUUAUGUAUAUUGGACUGUUGUUAAGAAAUACUUGAAAUGUGUCUAUUAAAGCUGCUGGGUAUUUUUUUGCACAUAUUUUUGUAAACUUUUCUAAGAAUUUUUUUAAAAAAUAUUUUUGCUGUAAAUAAACCUGUGGUUACCCAUUUA
This is a messenger RNA of Heteronotia binoei (common prickly gecko), 2381 nucleotides long. It is a transcript of the gene ZDHHC18, whose product is annotated as zinc finger DHHC-type palmitoyltransferase 18. Gene Ontology annotation, biological process: protein targeting to membrane; peptidyl-L-cysteine S-palmitoylation. The transcript has 8 exons. The record is from RefSeq and is a predicted model, not a curated record. Bases 2 to 1075 code for a protein of 357 amino acids. Lineage: Eukaryota; Metazoa; Chordata; Lepidosauria; Squamata; Gekkonidae. Gene Ontology annotation, molecular function: protein-cysteine S-palmitoyltransferase activity. Gene Ontology annotation, cellular component: Golgi apparatus; endoplasmic reticulum.